Cutaneotrichosporon cavernicola is the source of this 981-nucleotide messenger RNA. RefSeq lists its product as uncharacterized. The transcript is spliced from 2 exons. Bases 1 to 981 code for a protein of 326 amino acids. The record is from RefSeq and is a predicted model, not a curated record. Lineage: Eukaryota; Fungi; Basidiomycota; Tremellomycetes; Trichosporonales; Trichosporonaceae.
AUGCGCGCCAUAUCGGUCCUGACGUUCGCCGUCGCUGCGGCCGCGCGCGCGCUGGCCGUCCACCCCAAUCGCCUGAACCACGCUCAUCUCCCAUUGUUCGAACGGCAGGAGAGCACCACCCUGACACUAGACGGUAUCAUCGCUGCCACUCCCUCGGUAUCAGCGGUCACCGUGACCCCGUCGCUCGCGCCCCCGCCUUCUGUCCUACCUAAACCACCAUCCUCUCCACCAGCAGCUGCUCCAGCACCAACACCCACCCCACUCGACACCUCCAUCUCGUCAUCCCUCUCCCACGAGUGCAUGACGUAUCUCACCAACCUCAUCUCCAACUCGACCUUCCUUUCAUGUCUCCCCUUCUCUCUCCUCCUACAAACGUCCAACUCGUAUCGCACUCAGAUCACCAACGCCAGGAGCUCGGGCAACUACUCGUACCUCAAUGAAUUGGUCGCAUACGCUGCGUCGCCAGCACCGGGCUCCGAGACGUGUGAUCAGACGUUUGCGGGCUUUGCCGAGACCAUGAGGGACCGAACCAACUGUGGAAGCGACCUCAACAGCGGUAUGCCUGUCGCACGACAAGCCAGGCGCGGUCUCAGCAACUAUGCUGCCGUCCGCACUGCUGCCGGCCUCGUCAACCCCGACACGGGGUCAUACUGCUACCUCGAGGCUGCCGCAAGUGAGCGCCCCGACGAUGCCUACCUUUGGCAGUUGCCAAUGGGAAACAUUCUUCCCUCUACCUCAAUUCCCACAUGUUCCAAGUGCUCUGCACUUGUCAUGAAUCACUGGGGCACGUGGUCGACAAACACAACGACGCUCAACGGGACGAUGAUCAACAGCGCGGCGUCAACGAUCAACGCCAAGUGCGGUGCCAACUUCGUUUCCGUCACGGUCCAAACAGACGGCAGCAGUGCGAGUCGACCGCGGUCCGACUUGUUGCUCCCACUUGUUGUGUUUGCUCCUCUCCUUACUUGGGUCCUUGCCUAG